AUGGAGUUGCGAUAUUCAAAUACACACCUUGAUACUAUCUUUGCGCUCUCAACUCAUCCUGGGAAGGCUGGUAUUGCUGUCAUUCGUAUUUCAGGAUCACAAGCAAUAUCAGUACUCAGAAGCAUGACACCGGCCAAAUCAUCUCUUCCUAAACCGAGACAUGCAGUGACAAGGCGUUUGAUCUGCCCCCAAACAACUGAGAUUUUGGAUAAAGGAAUGGUUAUUUGGUUCCCUGGCCCCAAUAGUUUCACAGGGGAAGAUAGUGUCGAGUUUCAUUGCCAUGGUGGCAGGGCAGUUGUAGAUGGCAUUUUAAAGGGUAUUGGCAAUGUUGGAUCCCAAAUUCGGCUGGCAGAACCAGGGGAAUUUGCUAGAAGGGCUUUUGAAAAUGACAAGCUGGAUCUGACAGAGGUUGAAGGCUUAGCCGAUCUGCUUAAUGCUGAAACAGAAGCACAACGGCGACUGGCGCUUCGGCAAGCAGAUGGAGGACUAAAAAAGCUGUAUGAUUCAUGGCGGACGGAAUUAAUCAAAUCUAUGGGCCUGAUCGAGGCCCUAAUUGAUUUUGGAGAAGACGAAAAUAUUGAGGACGAUGUGUAUGAUAACGUGGUCGAUAAGGUCAAAUCACUAUUCAAAGUGAUCAAAGAGCACAUGGAUGAUGAUCGGCGUGGAGAAAUCUUGCGCGAUGGGAUUCAUGUCACUAUUAUGGGCCCUCCAAAUGCAGGGAAGAGCAGUUUCCUUAACUUCAUCACAAAGCGUCAAGCAGCUAUUGUAUCAUCCAUACCAGGGACAACUAGAGAUGUAGUCGAGGUUUCUCUCGACAUUGGAGGCUAUCCAAUCUUGAUCGGGGAUACUGCAGGGCUUAGAUUAUCGCAGGAUGAGAUCGAAAUGGAGGGCGUUCGAAGGGCUCAAGAUCGGAUCAAAUCUGCCGACAUCAAUAUUGCUAUUUUACCUGUUACAGGGUUUUUAAAUGUCAACAGCGCCGUAGAAAAGACGGUAACAAUGAGUUGCAAUGAUACCAACAGCAUAGAUCCAAUCGUGGUGGAUGCCAUUCGGAAGAAUCCGAAGACAAUGGUGCUGAUUAAUAAAAUAGACCUCAAAGGCAGCGAUGACGACAGUAAAAACAGCAGUGCUAAAAGCAGUGGUGAACAUAGACUUUGGGCCAUCUCUUGUCAGACGGGAGACGGCAUUGCUGCGUUUCUACAAGAUUUUAUAAAGAUUCUCAAGAAUAGAUUCGAAACGAGCUUGUCGAGCAGCACAUCGAUCACACAAUAUCGGCAUAGAAAACACCUUGAAAACUGCUUGCAAUCCCUAGAGGCAUUUUUGAACUUAGGAGUGGACGAUGUUGUUCUUGGAGCAGAAGAGCUCCGCCACGCAGCUUCGGAUUUGGGUAAGAUUACAGGCCGUGUCGACGUCGAAGAAGUACUUGAUGUUGUCUUCCGAGAGUUCUGUAUUGGAAAAUAG
Lobosporangium transversale is the source of this 1458-nucleotide messenger RNA. RefSeq names its product tRNA modification GTPase TrmE. The record is from RefSeq and is a predicted model, not a curated record. Lineage: Eukaryota; Fungi; Mortierellomycota; Mortierellomycetes; Mortierellales; Mortierellaceae. The coding region runs from base 1 to 1458 and encodes 485 amino acids. Gene Ontology annotation, biological process: tRNA wobble uridine modification; tRNA methylation. Gene Ontology annotation, cellular component: cytoplasm; mitochondrion. Gene Ontology annotation, molecular function: GTP binding; protein binding; GTPase activity. The transcript has 9 exons.